GGUGGAGAUCAGUCAAGACGCAACUGGUACCAAAAUGGAAUCAAGAUGGACUCAAAUAGUCGAAAUGUAUCUCCUCGGUAUCACUUACGCCAUUUAAACGCCGGGCCCCUUACACUCUUGGUAGCGCGUGAUUCCGUCCUCGGAUGGUGGCAGUGGUAACAGGUCUAGUGGCCUUCAAGAUCUCCAAAUUCCAAUUUAUCACAGACUUUCAUUCAAUUUUUUUUCACCUGGCUAGCUAUCUCAUUUCCUACCAUCAACGGUGGAAAUUAUAUACAUCUCUUGUUCAAUUGUGCCCACAAACUAUUUUGUACCUCGCGUUUCCUGAAUGAAUGUGUGGCAAACAUCAUCAACGAAGGAGACCAAUCCCAAGACUUAUCAUCCGAUCUCCAAAAUGACACCAAUCACCUCGGACGAGAACAUGAGUGUUGGAAAGCUGGUUGCAUUAGAGGGUAACAUAAAUACCAUUACAACACAACUGCGACUUCUUCCACACUCGCAUAUGAUUCUCAUCGUUGCGCCUCUCGAUCAUUAUCUAAGCGAAGACUACAAACAAGAACCAUUUGAAGCUCGAGCAUUUGUCCGCGGUGUUUAUAUCGCUCUCGCACAACGAAAUGAAGAAGCGAGAUCAUUUCUACGAUCAUCACCUCAAUCGAAAUUGGCAUUUUUGAACGGUGGAAGUGUUAGUGCCCGAGCAAUAUGCGUUGCUAGAAUAUCUCAAAGGCUCACGUAUGGAAACUUCGCAGAAGCAGAGACUAUCUUCCAUGAUAUUGUCAAGGAUGGAGUAGCAGGUCUUUUUAGAAAUGUCGAGUCUUCAAAGCCUAUUUCUAAUCCAGAACCGGAAAAAGCAUCAGUCAAAUCUCGCGCGAAGUUACCGAGGAGGCUGAAGUUAAGAAGUACGAAAAGCGCAACGACGUUAGGCGCAAAAGACCUACCAGAGCACGAGAACAAUGUUAAGGGGAAAGGAAUACAUGGAGCUCAUAAUUUGAGAAUUAGGGAUGAUAGCGGCCUUCAAUUUAUACACAUCUCUGGAGAAUCUAGAACAAUUACACCAGAACCAUCAACGUGGAAAUUCCAAAAUGGAGACGAUAUCCGGACGACGAUCGUUUCGAUACCUCAUGAGACCAGGCCAAGUCAACUCAAUAGAGAAGGCAGCCGACUUAGUCAGUACAGUGGCACAUUCGGCCCUCAACCUCCCUCAAGCUCCAAGCCAGCUUUUCCCGUGCCGAGAAGUAGAUAUUCAACGCAGCAAAAUACGGACAUUGACGAGGAUGAGGAUUACUUUGAAUAUAUCUCACAAGACGAUGAGACCUCUUUUACUACACCCAACGUUGUUUAUGGUGAAGCAUGUGUUGUGGAUAUGCAAUCUGCGUUGCCAACACCUUCCACGCCUUCGGGGUGGACGAAGUCUGCAGGCGAUUUGUUGUUGGAUGAUAGCUCAAAAGAUCUAAAGAAAUUCAAACGUGCAGCAUCAGCAAAUGAUCUUAAGAAUGCCUUAAAUAUAUCAAGGAAGAGUUCCAUUAGGGAUCCAACUUUUAAGAAGUUGCCCAAAACGGCAUUUGUAAAGGCGUCUAGAACUAUGAUCAGGAGCCCUUCGAAUGCAAGCACUCCUAUCUCAGAGAAUUCGAUGUGCUCAAGCUCAAAUGGUAUGCCCAGCAUAAUUCAGGGUAGUGAUUAUGAGGUUAAGGAGGAUUUCAAUUCAAAUGGGCCGGUAUUCGAUAUCGUUGAGGAUGUAGUAAUUCAUUUCACGGAUAAUUCUCCAGGAGAGAUCAUGCGAUCGAUAUCAGGGUAUAGAAGCGGCAAGUUCCCAAUCUCUCCAUCGACUUUACCGCGACCAUUACCCACGCCUCCCAGUACAGCAGCAAUGGCUGAUGAAUCUUCGAAUUCAAGACAAUCUACAAACCAAGGGAGAUCUAAGAGUCAAUGGGAUUAUCAACAACGUGUCGAAGUUGAUCCAUUCUUUCUAAGCGGUUCGCCUAUUUAUGAAUUAAGUGGAUCGCCUGCUUACGAAGAGAUGGAGCAACAGAGGGCGUCAGAGAAUGACGAUGCUGUGACCAAUGAAUCUUUGCCAACGCCCGCAUCAGCUACGUUUUCUAUUCACAAAGACAAAAUGGAUAAGUUCUACGAAUUCUCGGGUGCAUAUACCAACAAGUCAAUGGAUAUCCAAAAUGAAUUCCGCUCCUUUUUAAAUUUUCACUUCCCAAAUGAAGCCGCAGCACUUAGCAAACACCAAAAUUCGUUAAUGUCUGGAUUGGGCCCAUUCUUGAAAGAUAUGUUUAGUAAUGGUAACUCAACAUGUUACGAGGGACCUGCUGUUGAUCAGAUUCUUGCAGUUGGGUGCGAGAAGGGAAUAAGUAAUGUUUUCUGUGCUCAACUUCUUGGACAAGUAGAGCACAUUGGUGUCAAAAAAAGUGGCGAGAGCCGAAGUGGUAGAAUUGAUCUCAGGUUUCUCAUUGCAAGUGCCAUGCAAACAUUCAUGUCUCAACCACUUCCUGCACGCAAAGGUUUAGAUCCCAUGAGCGAUCCCAGAUUACUUGCCGAUCUGAUAGUUCCCCAUCUCGAAUUAUAUCUAGCUACGAACUCUCUCGUUCGAUUUCUCGUUCUCAGUUUCCCGUUUGAUCAAAUCGCAACCGUAAUUGCUCUUCGCAGUCUCCUAGGUUCAGAUCUCAUCAAAGUCGCGGGUGUUUUAGAUACGCUUUCGUCUGAUCCUCCUUUAUUCGCUAAACCCAUUCUUUCCAACUUUCAUUCUUCGCAUCGUUCAUACGAUUUCGCCAUUUCCACGAAUCGUCGACGUCCCGAGACUUCAGAUCGCAAUAUCCUCAAAUCCACUCUUGGCACUUCCAAUGAGACAGAUGCGGAAACAACACUCAACUGCCCUUCAUCCUCCUACUCCCUCUUCUUCAAAGCAGACUAUCAUCUUCCUUCCACCGCCUCCUCCCUGGAGAUACAAAACUUCCUAAACCUCAUCCGCAAAAAUAUCGUUGAGAGAUUAUCCUGGUACCAUGCCGAACAAGACUUCCUCCAACUUUCCCCAACACCCAGUUCUACCAUUACGCAAGACGCAUCAACAUCGACCGACGAAGAAUUACCACGUGCAGAUUCCAACACACAUGUGCCCAUAUUAACCCUCUCCCGAGAUGCCUAUCGUACAUCUUCUAUCUACGAUUCACAGAGUGAUUCCGAAAUCGAAGUUCUACGUCCACCAACAAGAUUAUUUCCCUCAUCUCAAUACCCAAAUAGCAAUCGAUCAACGGCGAGAAUACCAUCGCUUAUCGAAGCAGAUUCGAGUUCUAGCGGGCAUAGCGGUAGUAGUUCGACGAUCCGUCAUAUUCCUAUUGCGAUUGAGCGUCAAUCCUUACUUUCCGCUCAUCCCUAUUCCCCUCUCUCGAAUCAUUCACUCUCAAACUCCGAGUUUUUUCCUCUCUCUCUCCCUCCUCCUCCUCCUCCUCAUCCCCAACCCAUCGCCCGAAACCAAAUCCAAGAAUCCCAACAACCCCAUCAACAAGAAGUAGCAGAAGUAGCAGAAGAAGCAGAAGAAGCAGAAGAAGAAGACGAAGACGACUUCGCCUACGUCCUCCCGCACAACCAGUCUCGCAUCCCCCAAAUCUCCACCCCCACCACGGCCAGCACACCGCCCUCUCCCCCGUACCCCGACCAUCCCCAUUCCCCCAACCUCUCCUUCGCCGACUCCCAACUCGACUACAACUUCGACGAAGACAGCGACGACGACGCCUACGAUCGCAUGGUGAUGGGCUGUUAUUCGCCCGUCAGCGCUAGGAGAAGGAGCAUGUUUUCUAAUAAUCUUAAUAAUACUAAUACGGAUGGUCCGUUUGGAACCGGGAACGUGAGGGGAAGAGAGGAGCUCGAGAUGAGGGGGUUGAUCCACAAGGGGAAUAGUCGGAAGGCGCUGAAGUGGUUGGGUUUGGCUUGAUUUGUUCUUCUCUCUUCUUUGCUGCAUAUUGUUAUGGAGUCGAGAUGACUCCUUUGAUUUUUUUGUGUAUCAUAUUGUAUAAUACUUGUAUACUUGUAUACUUUGGACCAUCGAAUUAAUAUCCGUGUCAAGCCUGUAGGAAACGGACGAUGUGUUCAUGCUAAAUCUUAUUGUAUACCACCAUUAUUGUUAUUAUUAUUAUCAUCAUUAUCAAGGGAGCACAGAAUGUAUAACAUAUUCACACGUCAUCAAAUAUCGACACA
Botrytis cinerea B05.10 is the source of this 4191-nucleotide messenger RNA. RefSeq lists its product as hypothetical. The record is from RefSeq and is a predicted model, not a curated record. Lineage: Eukaryota; Fungi; Ascomycota; Leotiomycetes; Helotiales; Sclerotiniaceae. The coding region runs from base 326 to 3928 and encodes 1200 amino acids. The transcript has 2 exons.